Messenger RNA from Aspergillus brunneoviolaceus CBS 621.78, 1065 nucleotides. RefSeq names its product adenosine deaminase (gene aah1). Bases 1 to 1065 code for a protein of 354 amino acids. Gene Ontology annotation, cellular component: cytosol; nucleus. Lineage: Eukaryota; Fungi; Ascomycota; Eurotiomycetes; Eurotiales; Aspergillaceae. The transcript has a single exon. The record is from RefSeq and is a predicted model, not a curated record. Gene Ontology annotation, molecular function: adenine deaminase activity. Gene Ontology annotation, biological process: hypoxanthine salvage; adenine catabolic process; purine ribonucleoside monophosphate biosynthetic process.
AUGUGUCAAUCUUCCUGGCAUGACUUCCUCCUUGGCCUUCCCAAGUGCGAGCACCACGUGCACUUGGAAGGCUGCCUCACCCCCGAGCUGAUCUUCCAACUGGCCGAGAAGAACCAAGUCCAGCUUCCCGACCCCAAGUCGGAACCCGCCUACGAGUCUAUCGAGACUUUGACUAGCCGAUAUGGCCACUUCAGCUCCUUGGACGACUUCCUCCACUUCUACUUCAUCGGCAUGUCCGUGCUCAUCCAGGAAUCUGAUUUCGCCGAUCUGGCCUGGGCCUACUUCAAGAAGGCUCACGCCGACGGCGUGCACCAUGCCGAGGUCUUCUUCGACCCUCAGGUUCACCAGGACCGUGGCAUUCCCUACGAGACCAUCGUGGCCGGCUUCGUGGCCGGCUGCAAGCGCGCCGAGCAGGAGCUCGGCCUCUCCACCCGCCUCAUCCUGUGCUUCGUUCGCCACCUCCCCGUUGAGUCUGCCAAGAAGACCUACCAGAACAUCCUCGACAACAACCACUUCGACACCGAGGUGAUCCACGGCCUCGGCUACUCUUCCUCCGAGGUCGGCCCUCCCAAGGAUAUGUUCCGCGAGAUCUACCUGUCCGCAUCGGCCAAGGGCGUUCGUCUCACCGCCCAUGCGGGUGAGGAGGGUGAUCCUACCUACAUCACCGCGGCCCUGGAGAUGGGCGCGACGCGCAUUGACCAUGGCAUCCGGCUCGUCGAGGACCCGGCCCUCAUGGAGCGUGUGGCUCGCGAGAACAUCCUGUUGACCGUCUGCCCUCUGUCGAACGUUCAGCUCAAGUGCGUGAAGACGGUGGCGGAGGUGCCCAUCCGCAAGUUCCUGGACGCUGGUGUCAAGUUCUCGCUCAACAGCGAUGACCCGGCUUACUUCGGUGGCUACAUCCUGGACAACUACUGCGCUGUCCACGAGGCGUUCAAUCUUUCCGUGAAUGAGUGGAAGACAAUUGCCGUCAACAGUGUCACCGAGAGCUGGAUCGGCGAGGACCGCAAGCAGGAACUGCUGCAGCGGAUCGAUGCCCACGUCGAGAAGUUCGCUACUCUGGCUUAG